Micropterus dolomieu (smallmouth bass) is the source of this 1032-nucleotide messenger RNA. RefSeq names its product keratocan (gene kera). NCBI's taxonomy places the organism in Eukaryota, Metazoa, Chordata, Actinopteri, Centrarchiformes, Centrarchidae. The coding region runs from base 1 to 1032 and encodes 343 amino acids. The record is from RefSeq and is a predicted model, not a curated record. Gene Ontology annotation, molecular function: protein binding. The transcript is spliced from 2 exons.
AUGACACUUCUCCUGAGUCUUCUCUGCAUCUUGUGCCUGGUUGGCCCAGUUCUCGGCCAGGACAUGCCAUAUGAGGAAUAUAUGGCCCAGAUCCAAGCCUGCCCUAAAGAGUGUCGCUGCCCCCCCAGCUUCCCUCGUGCUGUCUACUGUGACAACAAAGGCCUGAAGAGCAUCCCCAAAAUCCCUCCAUACACAUGGUAUCUCUACCUGCAGAACAAUCUAAUUGAAGUGCUGUCAGCAGAUGCCCUGCGUAAUGCCACAUCACUGCGCUGGCUGAACAUAAACCGCAACAAAAUCACUAGUGAGGGAGUGGAAGAAGGUGUCCUAAGUGCAAUGUCUCAACUGGCGCACCUCUACAUGGAUGACAACCUCUUGUCUUCUGUGCCAUCUCCCCUGCCAGCCAGCCUGGAACAUCUACGUCUGUCUCGCAAUCGCAUAUCCAAGAUCCCUGCUGGUGUCUUCAUUGGUCUGGAUAAGCUUAACCUCUUGGACCUCCAAGGGAACAAGCUGAUGGAUGAUGCUGUAACUGAGGUGAGCCUAAAGGGUCUAAACAACCUGGUACAGAUCAACCUAGCCAAGAACCAGUUGACUAGCAUGCCUCUUGGCUUACCACCCACCACCACCCAGCUUUUCCUUGAUGGCAACAACAUUGAGAAGAUCCCAGCGGGCUACUUCAAAGGUUUGCCAAAAAUGGCAUUUCUGAGGCUCAACCACAACAAGCUUGGUAGCAGUGGAGUUCCCAAAAAUGUAUUUAAUGUCUCCAGCAUGUUGGACUUGCAGCUGUCCCACAACCAGCUGACCGAAGUUCCCCUCAUUCCCUCAGGCCUUGAACACCUUCACCUGGACCACAACAAUAUCAAAAGUGUGAGUGGCUCCAAUGUAUGCCCUGUCGACAUCGACACUGUGGACGACUCCAUCAACGAAAGUGUUCCUAGACUGCGCUACCUCAGACUUGAUGGCAAUGAGAUUAAACCACCAAUUCCCAGGGAUGUCAUUCUGUGUUUCCGUCUCCUGAGGUCCAUUGUCAUCUAA